AUGACACCGUGGUCAAGCAAGAAGUCAGCUGGUCCCAAGCGUGGACCGUCUCCGAGCCCCAGCACCUCUCAUCCUCCCACCCAUGCUGCUCCACAAGGGUGGGGGGCCAAAGCUCUCAACCUGAGCGACAAGCUUGGCGGCAAGUUGAACGACUACACCAAUAAGUGGGGCAUUGAUUCGUUCUGGCCGACGACCGGGGACAUGCCGCGCAAGAUGGAGAAGGCGGCGCGCAUCCUGAAGAGUUUCACGAUGCCCGAUUCCGAUCCUGACUCCCACGCCCCAGCGGCACCCGUCCGUAUCCCACCGUCUGUCAUUGCCAACGCCCGCGGCAUCGCGAUCUACUCCUGCUUUCGUACAGGCUGGGCACCUGUCGGUGGUGGAGGCGGCUCCGGGGUGGUAGUGGCGCGUCUUCCCGAUGGCUCGUGGUCGGCACCCGCGGCGAUCUGUCCCACUGCCGUUGGGGCUGGCAUGCAGAUUGGCCUGGACGUGUACAGUGCCGUGCUGGUGAUCCGAAGCGAGAAAGCCCUCGCCCAGUUCGGAGGGCACCGCGUCGCACUGGGCGGCGAGAUCUCUGUCGCGGCCGGUCCAUACGGUGGCGGUAAAGGCGUGGAUAAGGGGCUCAAUCUCGAUACGGGGCCAGAAGUUUACGCGUACAUGCACAGCCGAGGGGCGUACUUUGGCCUCGAGGUCGUGGGAACCGUCUUCGUCAGCCGCGGAGACGAGAAUGCCAACAUGUACCACUGGCCUGGCAUCAAGGCGGGCGAUAUCCUCAAGGGCAAAGUGCGCGUCCCCCCCGAGGCGUCGAGUCUCAUGCAGGCUCUUCGUGCGGCGGAAACGGGUGUUGCCCAGUGUCCGAACGUGGCGGCCUACGGCCCUGGAUUCAGCACUGGCGGCAUGAGUGCCUCCCACGAGGGCGGACACAGAUUCAGUGCAUACGACAAUGACAAGGAGACAUUACACAACGCCGACAUCCCGAAGGGCCCAGCUCGCCGCGUCCUCAACUUUCGCCUCUAA
Cutaneotrichosporon cavernicola is the source of this 1014-nucleotide messenger RNA. RefSeq lists its product as uncharacterized. Gene Ontology annotation, biological process: regulation of ruffle assembly. Bases 1 to 1014 code for a protein of 337 amino acids. Gene Ontology annotation, cellular component: ruffle membrane. Gene Ontology annotation, molecular function: phosphatidylinositol binding. The record is from RefSeq and is a predicted model, not a curated record. The transcript is spliced from 5 exons. NCBI's taxonomy places the organism in Eukaryota, Fungi, Basidiomycota, Tremellomycetes, Trichosporonales, Trichosporonaceae.